AUGGCACUGCUGAAAGUCAAAUUCAAUCAGAAGAAACGGGUAAAGCUAGCGCAGGGACUAUGGCUCAUGAACUGGUUUUCGGUGUUUGCUGGAAUCCUUGUUUUUAGCAUGGGAUUGUUCCUCAAAAUUGAGCUCCGGAAGCGAAGCGAGGUGAUGGACAAUUCUGAAAGCCACUUUGUGCCCAAUUCUUUGAUAUUGAUGGGUAUAUUAUCCUGCGCCUUCAAUGGUUUUGCUGGAAAAAUUUGUUACGACUCUCUGGAUCCCGCUAAAUUUGCCAAGUGGAAGCCUUUGCUGAAACCUUACCUGGCUCUGUGCUGCGUCUUUAACAUGCUCCUUUUCUUCGUGGCUCUGAUUUGCUUUCUCAUGCGGGGCUCCCUGGAGAGCACGCUGGCCCAGGGGCUGAAGAACGGCAUGAAGUUCUACCGGGACACGGACACCCCCGGGAGGUGCUUCAUGAAGAAGACCAUCGACAUGCUCCAGAUCGAGUUCAAGUGCUGCGGCAACAACGGCUACAAAGAUUGGUUCGAAAUCCAGUGGAUCAGCAACAGAUAUCUGGACUUCAGCUCCAAAGAAGUGAAAGACCGGAUCAAAAGCAACGUGGACGGGCGGUACCUGGUGGACGGAGUCCCCUUCAGCUGCUGCAACCCCAGCUCCCCCAGGCCCUGCAUCCAGUACCAGGUCACCAACAACUCUGCCCACUACAGCUACGACUACCAGACCGAGGAGCUGAACCUGUGGCGCCGCGGCUGCCGGGAAGCGCUGCUCAGCUACUACAGCAGCAUGAUGAGCUCCAUGGGCGCCGUCAUCCUCCUCGUCUGGCUCUUCGAGAUGUCAGUGAUGGUUGGCCUGCGCCUGCUGCACACCUCCCUGGAAAGCAUUGCCAAUCCUGAAGACCCUGAAUGCGAGAGUGAAGGGUGGAUCCUGGAGAACAGCCUGAAGGACACUUUCAAAUCUGCGUUGGAGAACUUGAAAAAGCUGGGUAAGUUCAACCAGGUGGAAGCAGGAGCCGAAGGGGCCGAAGGAGAGGAAGGCGGGAAGACGCCAGCCAUCACAACAGUCAGCUGA
Molecule: messenger RNA, 1065 nt
Organism: Melospiza georgiana
Lineage: Eukaryota; Metazoa; Chordata; Aves; Passeriformes; Passerellidae
Gene: PRPH2
Product: peripherin 2
Exons: 3
Coding region: 1-1065 (354 amino acids)
Biological process (GO): visual perception
Cellular component (GO): membrane
Source: RefSeq, a predicted model, not a curated record